UAAAAGUGUUUCGUCGCAUCGUUCGACAAACGGAGAGUUUUGUGCGCUUAAGUUUUUUUCAUACAGUACUAAAAACAACAUAAUUUUCAGUAUGCAAGACUUGUGACCAUAAAUCAUUGUGCAUUCUCGUUUUUAUCUACUUCUUCAGCAUUAUUUAAUGCAUAACAUGAAAAUAAAUUUAAUAAUAAAAGAAGAAUAAUUAACGUGUCACAACGUUUGCUUUAAAUGCAACGUGAUACACAACACAACCGAUGCGCAGAUAGAAAUUAUACCACAGGACGUACAAUACAAAGUAUGUAGGCCAAGUAUCACGAUCGUUUAUAGAUAUAUGUGUAGGUACAAAUACGUAACAUAGGUAGAUAUAAGAAGUAAUGUGAGAGGGCACGUACGACGCUCUCUUACGGUUGUCGCGACAAACGGUAGUAUCAAUAUGGUUGUUGCCGAGAACGCAGUUCGUGAGAGGAUGCUGUUGCAUUAGCUUGCUUUGAACUCUCUCCUAACAUGAGAUGUGCCAUGAUCAUAGAGAAUAAUUUUACGUAAUAUAAACGAUCGAACAGAGGUGACUAUUCGACAUAAACGUUACCGCAAUGGAGACUCCCACAAGCACGACCAAUAGUACAGUGGCGAACAUCCCGAAGCAAGAUAUAAAGAAAGCUACAAUUAACAAAAAACAAGAAAAUAUGAUGGACAAAGAUACAAAAUCUUUAACAACAAAUUUAUUUCCAUGGAUUUUUGAAUUUAGAAAAAUGUGUAAAGUUAUAUACAAGGAUUGUAGUAUGUCUUCUUUAACAGAGCUUAUGCAGUACUAUAUGAGAAAUAUAAGCAUCAGUAUAAAUGAAUGUUAUACAAGACCUCUAUGGGCAGCACGGUUGAAAGACUCUAUUAGUGAUACCUUAGUUUUAUUCUUAUAUAUUUAUCGUAUGCUUUCAGAGAAUCAUGAUAGAUGUAUUUAUCUUAAUUAUAUGUCAGACUUACUGGCAAUAUACAUAGAUAUGGAAUUAAAAGCAUCAAAAAAAACUAAGGAGGAUCAGGGUAAAAUUUGUGCUAGACUUAUUUCUUGCCUAUAUGUUUAUCUUGAACAUUCCACAGAACAUUUAUUAGAUACUCUUAUAAAAGUACAAUUUAUGUGUCGCAGUUAUCAUGCCAUCUUGAAUCCAUUAAUAACGAAAAUUAUUAAAAAUAUUCCCCUGCAUCCAGAAUCAAAUAUUAUGUAUGUGCGUUACUUACUUAUAUAUCGUCUGUGGAGGAAAAUAAAUAGUAGCGUGCCAAUAAAAAAUGAAAUUACUGCAGCUGCAGUUACUUCUCUUGGGCCACCACCUACUUUUCCACAUUUAUUGGAUGACGUAUUACCAAAAGUGCCAAAGUUUCAAUCAAAUGCUGCAAAAUUUCUUUUACAAUACAAAUUUGACACAAGAAGGACUUGCAAAAUAUUUGUACAAUUUUCUAAAGAAAGUAAUAAAAGAAUAUAUAAAGAGUACAUUAAGGAUAUAAGAGCAACUAUGAGUUCAUCCAGUAUAUGUGAUAUAGAAAAGGACGUCGACCUAGCACCUAAAAAUAUAGAUAAUUUUCAUAAUAAUGUCAAUUCUAAUUUAUCUGAUAAUAGUAGUUGUAGUAACUUUAUUUCUUUGCAUAAUUCUUGUAAAUCUGUAACUAUAACAGAUGAAACGUGUUUUAAAAGUUUAGGUAAAAUUUCGGGUAAUAUUUCUACCAAUCGUGUUGCUCCAAAAGUAUUUACGAAAAUUAAACCUUGUUCUCAAAGAAAUUUGAAAAAAUCGAAUAAAAUUAUAGUUAUUGACCUAACAAGUGACAUACAGAUUGAAAAAUCCGUGAUAAAUAAGAAAAAAUCUAAGAAACCUGCAUGGUUGGAAGAAGCCAAGAAACAAAUAGGUUUAAAAGCUAUGAAAACUUCAAUGAAGAUAAAAAGAAAAAUACAGAAAAAAGUGGAUAAUACCAAUUUAACAAAGUAUGCAACAGAAAGUCAUUGCCAAUUGCAAGAUACAACAUUAAGGACUUCCAAAGUAACUUCCAAAGAUGAUGCAGUAGAUUCUUCUAUGUGUGAUGUUAAGAACAGUGGUAACACGGAUUUAAAGAAUUCUAAUCUUAUUCUUUCAACACUUACAGAAUCAUUAACUAACGAAAAAUUAGCGUCAUCUAUAAUUUAUACAAAAAGUUGUAAUGAUGUCAAUAUUGAUCCAGCAACAGCUAACUCAUCUUCUGAUAACAAUGAAUGUGUAUUCAAUGCAGCUGUUGAAACUGUAGAUGCUCCUAUAAAUAUUCGGAAAUAUUAUAAUGGUAGUGAUGUUUUGGAAUUAAAGAAAAAUAGCACUAUAAACGAUAGACUUAAACAGGCUGUGAUUAAAGGACUGAUAGAAAAAGACAUUUCUACAGAGAAUGAAAUAUGUGAAAGAAACGAUGGUAACAAGAAAAUCUGUGAUUUAAAACCGCAACCUUCAAUUAUAGAAAGUAUCACAAUAGAUUCUCAAUGUAAUUCCAAAGACGAGGUAGAUAGCUUAAAUCUUAGUAAGAUCGUAGUGGAAAGUAGCACAUCGGAGGACGUAGUUGCCUAUUUAAAAGUUAAGGAAGACGAACAUGGUGUCCACGAAACAUUGAAUAAUAAAAACAUAGAAUCUGAUUGUGUAAAAGAACGAAAUCUGUCUACAAAUUCUUAUUUUGAAAAGACCAAUGAAAGCCAAAGUAUAAACAUAAUUGAAUUAGAGAAUAAUAAUAGGAGUAAAAAGAUAGAAUCUGAGAGAUGUACAAUUUUAAAAUCAUCUACGAAUAACACAUUCAAAUAUGAAAAUAAAGAAGGUUUUCUUAUUAAUAAUGAAAUUUUAGAACAACAGCAGACAUUUCGUGAAUCUCAAAAGAAUUUUGAAGUCUCUUGCCCUGGAUAUUUAAGUAAUACAGUAAGUUUCAGCAUAAUGAAUGGAGAUGAUUCAGAUGUACAAGCUGAAGUUGAAAUUGGUAAUUCUAUUGAAGGUGGUGAUGAAAUGAGCACCAUUAAGACAUUUGAUUUUGAAAAUAAAAUCUAUAAUUCAGAAGAAAAUUUAAUUGAUAUUGCAAAGAAUAUAGCAAUACAUAAUAUUGAAAUUAAACAUACAUGCAAAGAAGACAUUGUAAAUAAUCAAUAUGUAAAUCAAUCUAUAGAGUAUGAUAAACAAAUAUACAAUAAGAAUGAUAGCAAACAAAAAAUUGCUAUAGAGAAUAUAGAUCAAAGUAAGUCCCAUAGUUAUCCUGUAUUACCGACUAUUUUUCAGAAAGAUGUACAAUUAUUAAAAAAUUCUCAUGAUGGUAAUGCAAUCAAGAAUAUAAAUAAGGACUUCUCUGAAAUUGAAGAAAUAAGCAACGAUCCUAAAAGCUCUGACAAAGGAUAUAUUAUACAUAGUACUGAGUUAAGUACUGAAGAAAAUAUCGAUGGUCUCUCCUUAUUGGCCAGUGUAUCACAACAUGUACCACAUUUAAAAGCUGAAUCUGAAAUACGAUGUGAUCAAAUCAAAGUUAAAGAUUAUGCCGUUCUAAAAAAUACUUCAUUUAACCAAAUCAUUGAUGAUGAAACAGAUACUAAUGAUUCGUCCAAUACUAUAUCACAGCUUUGUGAAAAUCCCACAACUGAAUUAAUUAAUCGGAUUGUCGGUGUUUAUCCAGAAGAUGAAUUAGAAAAAGUGGAACUUUGUGUUAAAUUAACAUCUACGAGCAAUGGAAAUACAACAAACGCAGAAAAUGCAUCUUCCGUGAACGUUCCUCACAUUUUUCAAGGUUCUAUGAAUUAUGAAACAUCAGAUACAUUGUCAAAUAUUAUGGUCCCACUCGAAAAUAAUGUACAAUCUACUAAAGAAAAUACAAAUGUUAUACUGAAUGGAGAAACAGUUGUGUUGCUGCAAAAAUCACCAAAUAGUAAUUUGUACAUCAUCAAUAAAGCUGUAGAAAAUGCAAGAAAUCAUAAUGUUAAUGAAACAAGUAAGAUCAUGGAAAAAACUUGGUUAACACCACCUUCAGAAGACUGUACAUCAUUUGAAAUUAUCAACACUCUUGAUCAUACUUUUAUACAAGAAAAACAUUCUGUUGAAGGAAAAAAAAGUAUUAAAAUAGAACCUAAAGAAGAUAAUGCCAUAUUAAAUAUUGCAGAUGAAAAAUUAUAUACAAAAAAGGCUUCACUCAGAGCAAAUAUAUUAUCUACUCUUCAAGCAACUUUGCAAGAUAUUGAUGCUGCAAGUCUAACUACAACUAAUGAAGACAAUGAUAAACAUAAAUCUUCAUCACAAUCUAUCUCUGCUUGUAGACAAAAUAUUAAGCAAGAAUUUACUACACUUCCCAAUCGUAUUACAACUAAUUAUGCUGUACAAGGAUGUACAGGAAUGCAUCCACAUUCGCACGAAACAAUUGAAUCGCAACAUCCAUUACAUAUUCCUGCAUCUCAUCCUACUGCGUUACCACCAUCAAUUUGUAGUAAUUGCUCAGCUACUACAGAUUUAUGUGUGCCAUAUCAUAAGCACUGUACAUCUGUCUCUUGUAGUUUACAAAUAAAUACUACUGCAUCUUUGCACUCUCAUGUAAAUACAAACAACUCUCGUGGGAGAUCACAUUGUUCAUGCUUAAGUUGUACAUAUGAUAUAGUUACACAUUGUCGACAAUGUAUACACCCUGGUACAGAUUCUCAUGUAUCAUGCAUUGAAAGUAGCUCAUAUUUUUUGCCUACGCAUUCAUCAGUACAACCAUCCACCGUCCAGGAGCAUGACAGGACGAAAAAUGAAACUGUUAUAGGAAAAUUGUAUGAUGAUAAAAUUUUAUAUAAAGUAAAACAAGAUCUUUUACAAAAAAAUACAUUAGAAGAAAUUGAUAUGAAGUGUGAAACAGCAAGAUUGAGUAAUACUAAUUUCAAUAGUAAAUUACCUCUUAAGAAAAGAUUAAAAGCACAUGCUAUGAUGUCAAUGACAUAUAAAGAAAUACCAAUAAAAACAGAAAAAUUAGAUAAUUAUCCUGGUAUACCCAUGAUGUCCAUAGCAGCUUUAGAAGCACUUGAUACUACACAGAAACAUCAGGAGCAAAUUGUAAAACCAGUUUUUGAAUUGUCUUCUACCAGAAAAGAUGAUUUACAUAGUAAUUAUCAUUUUACUGCAAAUUUAGUACGACGAGAUUAUUGCAAGGACAUUCAUGAUACCACGGCACACGAAUCAAACGCUACAGUAUGCCAAGAAUCUUGCCAUCAAAGAAGAUUUAAAACACCUGCACAGCGUAAAGAAAUCGCUGCAUCUGAAAUGACAACGAUAAAACGAUUUGCAUCAGAAACUAUAGCGACAGAUGUACCUUAUAAAAAAGCAAAAAAAAUGCAAUCACCCACUAGAAGAACCAGAAGUUCGAAAAGAAAUGUCCCUAAGGUAAAUUAUUCUUAUUCUGAUAAUGAUCCAGAGUGGAAUUCAUCAGGUAUAUUAAAACGUAAACGUAGGAAAAACAGUCGAUGAUCAAUACUGUUUAAUUACGAAACUCAUUGUAAAUGCCACAGAAAUACAAAAUAAAAAGAUGAAAAUAUGAUAUAAGUGACAAAAUUGUGAGUGUGUAAAUUCAUAAAUAUGAUGUGUAUGUGCGUGUCCACAUGUGUGUAAAUAUGAGUUCUCAUCGUUGGAAGAUACUAUAAGUGAUACCUGCAAAUAAAUAGAAGAUCAACUAUGAAGAACAUCAUGGAAAAUCCGUAAAGCAUCAUCGUGGAAGAUUUUUAGGAAUCAUUUUUUCAUAAGAUAUAAUAUUUAAUUAAUUACUGUAAUAAUGUAUGUGUAGAGAAUUUUAAGACUGUUAUUUAGAAUCUAUGUUUGUAACAUUAAUUAAUCAAAGUAAAAAUUGUAUUCAAAUAAUACAAAGUUGUAUUCAAAUAAUUUAUUUUAAGUUUAAAUUUCAUUCCUAUCAUGUUUUCUUAAAUUUAGUAAAAGUCAUAUAAUUUUCAAUUAUGGUAUGUUAUAUCAUUUUGUCACUGCUGUGAUUAACUUAUAAAGAGUUUUAAAAUAAAUAUCUAUGUAAUUAUGUAUAUAUAAAAUAUGUACAAACAAACAUGCCAAAUUCUUCUACUUUACAUACGCUUCGUAUUGAUAAAAUUACGAGAUUAUAGCAAAAGAAGAAAGUAGAUUGGGAUAUAUAUGAAAACUAAGUUAAUGAUUGUUAUGAUCAGCAGUGUUAUCUUUAAGUCAUAAUACCAAAACUAAUUCAUGAAUAAACAAGUUAUUAAGAAAAAGUUUACAGAGGUAAUAAUGUAAAAGAUAUCCACAAAAUAAAAUACAAAUGUAUUAAUGUAACUGAUAUAAGAGUUUUUUUUUCAGAUCUAUUAUUUGAUAAAACAUCAACUUUAAUAAAUCUGUGAUGUCAACGAAAUCGCCAAAUGAACCAGAAGUAAUGACAUGACAAAAAAAAAAUGGAGACAUUUUGUGUGCUCCAAAAUUUUAAUCUGUCCAUUUGUUUUAUAUAUAUACAUAUAUAUGUACACAAACAUACAUAUAUAGGAAUUCCACAUAAAUGUUGGAAUAAAACAAUUAUGAAUUAUUGUUUCCAGGUAUCGAAGUAUAGCAUAACUAGUCAAUUCAUUUAUUUUACAUUUAACAAAUAUCAGCUUUAAUUUAAAUAAUAAGAUGCUUUUUAACCGUAAAUAUGACAUCGUAUCUUUGUUUUGCUUUAUCGGUAUAUGCAAAAAAAAUAUGACUUGUUAAACCAUUUAAUACAUUGAUUGCCUGUUUUCUCAGUAAGAUUACAAUGAUUGUAGAUGACUGGGACUCUUAAAUUUAAAAAAUUUACAGAUUGAAUAAAAAGAAUUUUGAAUAAUGCAAAUAACUAUGUAAUAGUGUGAACUAAAAAUUAUGCUAUUCAAUAAUUAAUAAUUAUUGUUAAUUUUAUUGUUUUUUGCUAUUAAUAGAAUAAUGAAACUAUGAAUAAAAAGAAUUUUAUUUUUUUACUAAUAAUAUAUGUACGUGUAAAUUAUUAUUUUAAAUAUUAAUAAUCAGUUUAUUUUCGUUGAUUUAGAAAUUAAUAAACAUGAUAUUUUCCAAAAAUUAGAUUUUGCAAUGAACUAUAUUAAAACAGUAUAAAUGAAAAUAGGGCCAAUCAUGACAGUCGUAAAAAAUGUUAUUACUUUUUUGUGCAAUUCUAUGGAGUAUUUAUAUUGAAAAUGUACUAUUUUAAGCUUAUUAACAAAUUGUCAAAAUCAAUCGAAUACACUGCUAUAGUAAUCAGUAAAAUAAACACAUUAUUGAUAAAAUAUACGAUAUUUAAUUAUACUAUGCAAUAAUUUAUCAUUAUAAUAAUAAAGAUUUUAUUGUGGUCUCCAGGUUAAAAUGUACAAUAUUCGCAUGGCAGUCAAUGUGUUAAUAUGUGUACAUAAAUAUUUGUUUAAUCAUAAUCACUCGUUUAAACAAGAUAAAAAAAGAAAUUUGUAGAAACGAAACUUAUGAAUAUAAACUUGCAAUAGUUAUUAAAUCCAAAAGGGAAAAUCUAGCUCACAGCUUAAAAAUGCAUAAAUAAUAUUAUAGAGUAUAUUAAUAUAUUUCAAUUUCAUUGUAACUUUACAUUCUUUAUGAGAACAUCUAUGUUAAUAUGAAAAAUUAUCAUAUACAUCAUAUAACUUUCAAACAUCACUAAAUGAACAGAUCAUAAUUAAAAACGAUGAAUAUAUCAAUAUGCACACAUUAUUUAAUUUAUUCAUCUUUAACAUAAUUAUCAACUUCUACAAUAUUAUUUAUUGAUUUAAGUUAUUAAUAUUGGUUAAAUAAAUUUAUAAAUUUCUUGAAUAUAAUACUUCGGUGCCAUAUCUCAAUAUCUGAUCUCAAACCUGUGAUUUUUUGUUAUGUAAUAUUGUGUUAUACAAACAUACUACAUCAUCUCAUAUAAUUUAGCAACAACUUUUAUUUAUAUUGCCAAAUAAUUCACUUGUUAUAAAAAUAACAUAUUGUAUUCACAUAUCAUAAUCUUUUUUUUUUCUAUUACUGAAUAUUAUCUUUUUUUUUAUGAGAAAAAUGAAUAUUUUUAUUCUCUAUCAAAAAAGAUAUAAUUUAGCAAUUUUCGCGCGCGCGCGCAUGUGUGUCUGUGUAUGUUUUUCAUUAUUUAAUAUUAUGAAGUCUGAAUAAAUAAGUCUGAUAGUUUUAGUUAUGUCAAUAUAAAUUAAAACAUUUCAUAUCUGUGUAAUGUACCAAUUUAUGUUUAUUAAUUUACAUUUUAAAAUAUUGAAAACUUGUAGAAAUUCUUACAAGUGUAAAUUUACUAAAGAAAAAAUGAUCAAUUACACUUUUACAUCUUAAAACAGUUUAUUACUUUAUUAUAAAUUGGUAUUAUAUUGCAUUAUUUGGCAAUUGUAAAAUAAAGACAUAUUUUAAUUAUUUUAGCAAAUACAAACUCAGUCUUAUAAUAUAUAUAAAUAAAAUAUGAAUUAAAAUGCAAAUUUAACUAUCGAGAAUAAUACUUUUCUUAUAUUUGAAAUAUUUUAAAUUUAUAUAUGAAUGCGUAUUUUUCUUCUAAUAAUGAUAAAAAGGAAACAAGAUCUUUAUUUCUUGUAAAAUAACUAUUAUAGACUGAGUGUUUAGUGUGUCUCAAUUUAUAAGAAUAUGCUAUUAUUAUAAUAUUAUGAUUUUAUUCAAAUAAAGUUUAUUCAAAAGAUGAAAAGUUUGCUUGCUAACAAAUAGAUAAACAGAUAAACGAACAGAUGCAAAAAUCAAAUUUGUUUAUAAAUAUAUAAAGAUGUAUAUUUCUUAUAAAAAAUGGCAAUUUUUUAUUUAGUCAAUACUAAACUAGAUAUAUAAUGUAUCUAUAAUUUCUUUUCUUAUAGUUUUUUCUUUAUUUUCUCUUGAAUCUGUUCUAUAUCAUAAGAGAAAUACAGACGACAACAUUUAUUAUGCUUAAAAAACUCACAAUGUGUAAAUAAUUAGUUUUAUAGUCAGUUUCCCUUACAUAUUAUAAAUUUACAAUAGUUGAAAAAUAUCAUAAAUAACAAAAUAUGUUUCUUUCGGUUGUUUAAUGAAUGUACUUACAGUAUUGUUAUGUACGAAUAUAUGUACAUAUUUAUAUA
Messenger RNA from Vespa velutina, 9034 nucleotides. RefSeq lists its product as uncharacterized. NCBI's taxonomy places the organism in Eukaryota, Metazoa, Arthropoda, Insecta, Hymenoptera, Vespidae. The record is from RefSeq and is a predicted model, not a curated record. The transcript is spliced from 8 exons. The coding region runs from base 588 to 5459 and encodes 1623 amino acids.